CAAGUUUCAGGUGCAGUAUUAGUAAGCGGCAGUGUUGUAAUUAGUUGAAAAUGUUGCUCAGACGGGCUGAAAAACCAGUCUGGCAAAAUUCGAUACGUUUUCUACGUAAUAACAAAAAAUGGUUACCGAGACCAGAGCCGGAAACAUUUGAAAAUGUUGUUUUUCCACCAAACGGAGAGUACAAAUUGCCACCAAUGCCUGAGGAGCCGACUUAUGAUCCCGCACUAGGCGAACAAAAAUUCAAGUCAUCGAAGCAGCUCGUUAGUAUUCGUGGUGUCGAAGAAAUACAUACUGAAUUGAUCCAUAAACAGUACGGUCUUGCUGCUGUUGCUGGUGGCUUCAUUAGCGCAUAUGAUUUCAAUUUCAUUCGCGACCGCUUGAACAGGAAUCUUUUAAAAAAUCAAUUUGCAAUAUGGAGAGUCCCGGCACCUUGGCUUCCACGCACAAAGAAAGCGACUGGAGCGAAACCGGGUAGUGGUAAGGGAAAUAUACACCAUUAUGUCACACCUGUUCGAGCAAGGAGAAUUAUUCUCGAAGUCGGUGGUUACAUCAUGGAAUUGGAAGCUAGGGCUUAUCUAAUGUAUCUCUGCGAACGGUUUCGUUUUCCUGUGGAAUUUGUUAGCGAAAAAGUAUUGGAGGAGAAGAAACUUCAAGAGAAGAGGAUUGAGGAAAUAAAUGUUAAUAAAUUUAACUGGGAUUUAGCUUUGAAAUAUAAUAUGCAAGAUUGUCACAGAUGGCUGUCAUAUUAUGAUAUCGCUUUUAAAUGCAAAUAUACGUAGCGUUUAUGUAGAUUUUAUGUUUUAAUGGUCCC
Loa loa (African eye worm) is the source of this 811-nucleotide messenger RNA. RefSeq names its product ribosomal protein L16 containing protein. Bases 51 to 779 code for a protein of 242 amino acids. The transcript has 4 exons. Gene Ontology annotation, biological process: mitochondrial translation. The record is from RefSeq and is a predicted model, not a curated record. Lineage: Eukaryota; Metazoa; Nematoda; Chromadorea; Rhabditida; Onchocercidae. Gene Ontology annotation, molecular function: structural constituent of ribosome; rRNA binding. Gene Ontology annotation, cellular component: ribosome; mitochondrial large ribosomal subunit.